UCCACGUUGCUAGGGGGAUUCUGAUAGGUUGCGCCGAAAGGUUUGCGGUGAGGCCCUGCCCCCACUGGAACGCUGUGGGCUUAUCAGGUGACGGACUGCGGUUCCGAAGUCUGAAGCGGGUGGCUGGACCGAGUGUGUCGCGAGGCUUCCAGAGUCCAACAUACAAAGCUGAGACAAGCAGAACAGAGCUGAGCUGAUCCUCAGACGCUGAGUCCGGAGCAAUGUUGCUGAAGACAGUGCUCUUGCUGGUACUGGUAGCCCAAGUGCUGAUGCUGGACAAUGGGCUCCUACGGACGCCACCCAUGGGCUGGCUAGCCUGGGAACGCUUCCGUUGCAACACUAAUUGUAAGGAGGACCCAAAGAACUGUAUCAGUGAGCGACUCUUCUUGGAGAUGGCUGACCGGCUGGCGCAGGAUGGAUGGCGGGACCUUGGCUACAUAUACCUCAACAUCGAUGACUGCUGGAUCGGAGGGCGCGAUGCCAGUGGCCGCCUAGUGCCUGAUCCCAGGCGCUUCCCUCACGGCAUUGCCUUCCUGGCUGACUAUGCUCACUCCCUGGGCCUGAAGCUGGGCAUCUACGAGGAUUUGGGUAACUUGACCUGCAUGGGUUACCCAGGCACCACACUAGACAAGGUUGUCCUGGAUGCCCAGACCUUUGCUGAUUGGAAGGUGGACAUGCUGAAGCUGGACGGCUGCUUUUCAACCCCUGAGGAACGAGCUGAGGGGUACCCCAAGAUGGCUGCUGCCCUGAAUGCCACAGGCCGCCCCAUUGCCUUCUCCUGCAGCUGGCCAGCCUAUGAAGGGGGCCUCCCCCCAAGGGUGAACUACAGUCUGCUGGCAGACAUCUGCAACCUCUGGCGAAACUAUGACGAUAUCCAGGACUCUUGGGGUAGUGUGCUGUCCAUUUUGGAUUGGUUUGUGCAGCACCAGAAUGUACUGCAGCCGGUGGCUGGCCCAGGGCACUGGAACGACCCAGACAUGCUGCUCAUUGGUAACUUUGGCCUCAGCUUAGAUCAAGCCCAGGCCCAGAUGGCCCUGUGGACGGUGCUGGCGGCCCCUCUCUUCAUGUCCACAGACCUGCGUACCAUAACUCCCCAGAACAUGGACAUUCUGCAGAAUCCACUCAUGAUCAGAAUCAAUCAGGACCCGUUAGGCAUCCAGGGACGCAGGAUUCGUAAGGAGAAAUCUCACAUUGAAGUGUUCAUGAAGCCCCUGUCCAACGAGGCCAGCGCCAUAGUCUUCUUCAGCCGCAGGACAGAUAUGCCUUAUCGCUACCACACCUCCCUUGCCCGGCUGACCUUCAACAAGUCUCUAACAUAUGAGGCGCAGGACAUCUACACAGGGGAUGUCAUCAGUGGCCUCCGGAUUGAUACCUUCUUCACAGUGACCAUCAAUCCUUCGGGGGUUGUGAUGUGGUACCUGUAUCCCAUCAAGAACCUGGAGAUAUCCCAGCCUUAGGACAUGCAGCAGGCUGUGGCAGCACCACUGAGCCCAGACCACGGAGCCUCAGCAUGCCGAGGACAAGAGGGCAGAGUUCUGACCCCACCGUAUCCAAAGUGCAAUCUGAGGGCCAAGUCCUGGGCCCUACUCAAGUGUGAAUCCUCGUGGAAACUUGGGGCAAUUUCCUGUGGCCUUCCUGGCCUGUACUUCGACUGCAGGGCCCCCCAGAUGUUGCUAAACAACUAGUCCAGCCUCCUGAGCCCCCAUGCCCAUCUGGGCUCGAGACUUUGACCUUGUUGACUCAAAUCAGGAUUUGGAAUUUUUCUAAUUAGGAGUAGAGACCGCUUGCCAGGAACUCUCCUGAAUCGUGUGAUUGGCUUUCCUACCCAGAGAAGGCCUUGCAGGCUGAUGCCACCUGGGAGUGAGGUCAGAAAGGAGACUUUGGCUCCCUCAGGUCACCAAUAAAGCUGUUCUUUAAUCAA
Messenger RNA from Nycticebus coucang (slow loris), 1921 nucleotides. It is a transcript of the gene NAGA, whose product is annotated as alpha-N-acetylgalactosaminidase. The transcript is spliced from 10 exons. Gene Ontology annotation, cellular component: cytoplasm. Lineage: Eukaryota; Metazoa; Chordata; Mammalia; Primates; Lorisidae. Gene Ontology annotation, biological process: glycosylceramide catabolic process; glycoside catabolic process; oligosaccharide metabolic process. Bases 222 to 1457 code for a protein of 411 amino acids. Gene Ontology annotation, molecular function: alpha-galactosidase activity. The record is from RefSeq and is a predicted model, not a curated record.